This is a messenger RNA of Nothobranchius furzeri (turquoise killifish), 5238 nucleotides long. Lineage: Eukaryota; Metazoa; Chordata; Actinopteri; Cyprinodontiformes; Nothobranchiidae. The record is from RefSeq and is a predicted model, not a curated record.
UCUCACACACACACACACACACACACACACACACACACACACACACACACACACACACACACACACACACACACACACACACACACACGCACACACGCACACACACACAUAUAUGCACACACGUAUCUUCCACACACACACAUCCAGUUGAAGGUGUAAAAAAUGUAAACACGGUGAAAGGCAACUUUAAACUGAAAGUAAACAUAAUAUAAAUGUAAACAAUCACAUUUUGAGGUAUCAGGAUUAACUAGCUUAACCCUCUCACUGUCCUAAUGGGUGUGACCCCGCUAGGAAAGUUGACCAUUGAGCAGGAUUGAUGGUCCAUGUGGCAGGGGUGAGGAGUGAGCACCACCUCGACCCUGGAAGUCACUUACACACCCCGGGGCCGGGGCUUCCAGUACCUGGUGGACUGGGAGGGUUACGGUCCCGAGGAUCGCUCCUGGGUUCCCCGCUCUUUUAUCACCGACCCUGAUCUCAUCAGAGACUUCGAGGCCUCUCGACUCAUGACUCAUGACCAAAGCUUUCUUGCUGAGAGUGGGUGUGUUCUGAGGUCUUUGUAAAACUAACUUCCAGCAGCAUUCACGUCAGUUCGUGAACUCACCACUAUCACUGAGGAAGGGAACAGCCGUCCCUAACCUCCACCUGCUGUUCUGUCACACUGACAGAACAGCUUUGAAUAAACGUAACUGUAGCCAGCUGACGCAAAAACUCCUUCAGAGUAUUGACUUGGAGACGCAAAUAGUUCCACCAGUCGAGUGACCCAAGGAGACAUCUCAGGACCGAUUUGGUCGUGCCAGAAGUUUUUCUACCAACCUCGUGCCUGGAGGAAACCAUCUCCACCUGGACACUUCGGAUCCAAAAGGGAGUCUUCUGAUACUGGGUGAGGUAGACUUCGACAGAUUGUGUUUGAUGCUGUUCCUCUAAGUAAACUCAGUCAGCUGCAAAGCCAUCAUUUCCAACCCAGAACACGUUCCUCUCUUGAAAGAAACCUUCUGAGAAAUCCAUUCACGCAUCCAAACUCGUAUUUCCAAUUUAGCUUUCAUCCAGCCACAGGUUUGCCUUUUAAAACAAGUUUAAUAUCAAAGCUGUUAAAAAUUGUCAUUAAAUUGUCAUCCAUGAAAUGUCAUUUUGUAAAUGUCAUUCAAAUCGUAAAGUUUAAAAAUUGUUAAUAAUAAAAUCUUCAUUUUUAAACUCGCCUCAUUCUUUGAAAUGAAACACAGAAAGGUAUAAUCAUUUCUGGUUAUUGAAAAAGCAAAGAUUCCUAACUUCUGAUUCAAAAAGAAACUUUUGCUACUAAAUUUAAUUACCUUAAAUUAAACUUUAAUCUUUGGAUUAAAAAUAGACCAAACAGGUUGGAGUAUGAACUUACAUCGAUUAUAUAAGUAUCCUGGAUAUUUAUACAUGAUGUAAGCUUCAUAGGCUGAUUUGCUUGGUCAUUCUCAGAAUCUACAACUGAUAGCAAACUGUGUUGAUUCUAGUAUGUAGUAUAACUCUACAGCAAAAAAGACUAAAUAAAGCGCAGAGUUAAAACUUUUCCUGGCGCAAACUUUUCCAGGAAACUAAAUGAAAAACAAAAACCUGUAAAAAAAACUACAAAAAUGUUGUUAGGUCUCACAUGGGUCGCACAUAGGAAACCCUAACUAAGGUGUUUAUCGCUCUUGCUGAUCUGAAUACUUGGUUUUCAUACUGUUUUACAUAAUGAUGAAGGCAUGUGGGAUUCCUGAAGAACUGGAGCGGAUAGAAGAAUCUGCUCAGAGACAACCUGGCGAAGGAAGAACUGGACAAAAGUUUGGAUCUGUGAAUAAUCUAAUAAGAUCCUAUAAACAUCAAGUAAGUUUUUGGAUUUCUUUCAUCACCUUGGUUUUUAAAUGUUCUAAAUGAUGCAAUGAUCCAUUUUUACUCCUCAAAAACUUUAGCUGGAUAAUAUGAAUCAGGAUUAUCUAAUUGACACAGAAGAUGCAGUGAUGUUUAUACAUUUUCUUUUCACGUCUAAGGAAUUUUGUUGGAUCGCUCAUGAAACAUCAAGCAAUCAUGAAAAGCAUCCUAAAACUCUUGUUUCUAACAGGUCAGUGUCUCUCCAAACCUACCUUAAGUGUCAAAAGUCAACCCCUUACCCUCUCAUUUGACCAAUUCUGAAUACUUUACCCACACAAAUAUGUUUGAAUACAGUUAUAAAAAUAAAGGCUUAAACUGUUGUGCUGCAGGAUUGUGCUCCCUGUCUCUCUUUGUGCACGGGCAUCCGUACAUCUUAUUCCAAACUCCAAAAACCUGGACAGAAGCACAGAGCUACUGCAGAGAGAAAUGCAUCGACUUAGCCACCAUGGAGGACAUGAAAGACAUGAAUGUAGUUCUUAACUAUGUCGGAAACAGCUACAGUGAUGCCAUAUGGAUCGGGCUGUAUAAGGGGAGCAACCCAAGGUGGAUCUGGUCUCUGGCAGACAAGGAUCUCUACAAGGAGGGAGAGAAGACUUAUUUUAAAUGGGGCUUAGAAACUUCCAAUAACUGUGUAACUUUAAGAGACGGCCUUCUCUACGUGGACAUCUGUAUAAAUAACAUGCAGUCAGUCUGCUUUGAUCGUGAGUUACUUGCUGUUUCUUAUGUUUUUAUUUUAGGUGGCAGACAGUUUUUGCAUGUUCCAAAAACUCUUUGGACAGGAUCUUCCCGCAAAACCAAACAAGGAGUAGAUCAGUACAGCCUCUCGGAGAAAAUGGUUUGGACCGCUGCUCGGGAUUUCUGCAGACAAAACCACACAGACCUGGCCAGUUUAAGGAACAAUGCAGAAUACCAGAUGGUCCAGGGGGUAACCAAUGGAGUGACAGCAUAUGUAGGGCUCUUCAGAGACCCCUGGGUGUGGUCAGAUCUGUCAGACUCUUGGUUUAGGUUCUGGAGACCAAGCCAAGCGGUUAAUUUUCGAAAUGCUCUAAACUGCGUUGCUAUGCUGAAAGAGGAAUCUGGUAAAUGGGGAGACAGGAGUUGCACAGAAACUCAUCCGUUCCUCUGCAAAUGCAGUGAGUAACGAUUAGAACCAGUUAAUGUUCAUGUUCAUGUUAAUGUGCAUCAUGAAGAUGGAGUCUUUAUUUAUGACUUUAUUUUGGUUCCUAGAUAAAAGUCAACAACAUUAUAUCAAACUGAGGAUCAGCUCAUUGGACUCAACGUUGGAUCUAAACGACCCGAAAACGAAAAACAGUAUUCUGGAACAGGUGAGGCCAUAAGAUUUAGUUUUUGCUCACAAGGUAACAUUUUUCUUCUCGCAAUAAGAACCCGAAUUUUGUCUUCUUUGCAGAUGCAGAAUAAGCUGAGUGAGAAAAUUUCUGGAGUUGUUCGUCUGCAGUGGAGAAACCACUCUGAUGGUCAAGUUUUCAGCAGGGACUCUGAUGGGAACGACCCGUGAGAGGAAAACAGGACUCGUGCUUUUCACAAAACACAAAGUUUAGUCUGAAAUCAUUUAAAAUUUAUUUUUAGAACAGAAAUGUUCACUGGUUACAUUCUAGCUAAAUGAUGCAUGGCUCAAUGGGAAACAAAAAAAUUAUUAAAUAAUAUGUUUCAGCUGAUGUAAUGACAUCACUGAAUGCUCAUUAUUAGUAGAAAUCUGUCAAUCAGGACUAAACCAGGUAUUGUUAACUAUAUUAUGUGGAGCAUGAAUAGUUUUCAUAGAAAGCAAAGCUAAUGUGUUUUAAAUUUUCUUUAUUACAGUCAGCUCAACUUGUUAAAUUCAUGAUCACAUCACAAAAAUAGGUUUUUAUCAUCUAAAGAACAUUUCCAGAGUCUGCCCCGUUUUCUCUCUGGCCAAUACAGAGACGUUGAUGCAUGCUUUUAUCACCAGUAGAAUAGACUACUGUAAUGCCCUUCUGGUCUUCCCAAAAAGAGCAUCUUAGGUUUACAACUUCUAAUUCGGUGGCACGUGUCCUGACGAAGGCCAGGAGGUGGGAGCAUAUUACACCAGUUUUAGAAUCACUGUAUUGGCUCCCUGUAUGUUUCAGGUUCGAUUUUAAGGAUCUUUUAAUGGUUUUUAAGUGUCUUAAUGAUCUUGAACCUUCUUAUCUCUCAGAACUGCUUUUACCAUUUGAACCCUCACGUCCUCUGCAGUCCUCUGGCAGGCGUCUCCUGGUCAUCCCUAAAGUCGGGACACAUAAUCACGGCGAGGCGUCCUUCCAUUAUGGCCCUCGCCUCUGGAACGAGCUGCCGAAGAACCUUAGGGAAGGUUCAUGAUUUUAAGAACAGGCUCAAGACCCACCUAUUUAGGUUAGCUUUUAUCUAAUUAUUUAUUAUAGUUUCAUUUCUCGUUUUACAUGAUUACAUUUUAUUGUUUGCUGUGCAUGUUUUACACAAUAUUUUAGCAUUGUGUCAUCAUUUAAUUGUAUUAUUAUUUUACUGUCUCUAUGAUUUAAAUCAUUAUUUAUUUUCUUACUUUUAUCUUUCAUAUUAGCUCUUUUAUUUUAUAUUUUUACUCAUUUUAAUCCAGUGUUUCCUCUGUGGGGGCCCUCUGCCCUGGAGGCUGUGGUCGACUGUUACUGCCUGGGCGCUCUACAGGUAGUGCUUGAGUGGUGGUGGGGUCUGUGCUCUCCCUCCUCUGGGGCGCCCUGGCUUGGUUGCUGUGGUUGACCUGAUGCUGUCGGGGCAGGCGGCUCCUAUGAUGGCGUUUCCUUGCCUACCUUACUUGACUCAUCUGAACUCAGCAAAAUAUAAAAUAUAACUUUUACUGAUGUUAUUGGGUGUGUGUGUGUGUGUGUGUGUGUGUGUGUGUGUGUGUAUGACGUAAUACUUUUAAACUGUAAAGGGAAUUUGGGGUCAUUUUAAUUCUGUAAAGCUUUUUGAGUCGCACAUUUGUUUGAAAAGCACUUGAAAAAUAAAGUCUGAUUGAUUUAAAUUUUUCUUGAAAUGAAAUGUUCAUCACCGCGUCAUAAUGAUGUUUAAUUUCCUUAUGUUGUGCAUUUGUCUAUAAUUUAUUUAUAAUACACCAAAAACCAGUUUGAACUUGUUUGUGACUUGUUAUACCAGAGAUGAACAAAGCUGCUUUGCAUUCUGGGCAAGAAAUCUUUUCAUAAUUAGGAGGAAAAACAAAUUGCUUUGGUGGUUGUAACGUCGCUCUGACGGUCAACAAUAAUAAGUAAAAAAAAAAAAAACUACGGAGUUCGGAAACGGAAUCUUUAUUCAGCCAUGUUCUGAAUAUGACGCUAGCCAGUUUAGUGCAUCGACAUACGUUUUGUGGUGCGUUCAAGCGCUCCCACUACAUAAGAA